AUGAGUAUGAGCGCAGACUUGACAGACAACCAUGUCAUUUGUGGUGCAAAUGCUUCGGAGCAGAGUAUGCAUAAAGGUCGAAAUAUGCACUGUCGUGCCUUUGGCAUACGCAAUGACAAAAUCGAGCAUCUGAAAAGCGUUCAGGCAAUGAACUCGAUGAACAAUGAUACGUAUCAGAGGGUGACCGUAUUCUCCCAAAUGCAUAACGUCGUAGCCGUAGGCACGACUGCAAAUGAGGUCCAUCUUCUACAUUAUCCAUCUCUGAACCGUGCAGCUGUGGUUAUGGAGAUAAGCGCCGGAGACGUGUACGACUGCGACUUUUCGGCCACUUCCAUCGCUAUCGCCUCUUCCACCAACAUCUUCAUCUAUAAUCUACACGAGGAUCAAGCCCCGACGGAAAAUCUGCUUAAAGCAAAGAAUUUGGCAAGCGGUGCCACCACUCCCGUUGAGAGUGUAAAGGGCAAAGGUAAAGGAGCAAAAAAGUCAAAGGGGAGCUCGACACCGACCGAAGGUCUGUUGGAGGGUCUAGAGUUAUCGGCGACAAUUGUACGCCCCAAACUCCCGGGAAAUGGCUCUGCCUCGACUUCGUUCCGCGCAGUAAGGUAUCAUCCCAAGAAUUGGAUGACCUUUUACGCGGUGCUGAAUAGCACAUUGGUCUCUGGAAGAAAGACGUCGAGAAAGUCGCAUGUACUCAAAUAUGAAUGGUCCCCACGACUGCGAACGUGGAAAAUCGCCACCACGAGGAAGAUAGGAGAGGGAGCCAUUACAUGUUUCGAAAUCAGUGCGGAUGGUAAACUGGUUGCAUAUAGCGCAUCCGACAAUAGCAUCGGCAUCCUGGACUCCCAACGGCUGGCGCCCUUGAUGAAGAUCUUGGGUGCCCACGAGCUCCCAAGUACGACCCUUCGAUUCAGCACUGACCGGUCGCUGUUGUUGUCUGGGAGUGCCGAUACGUCUGUACGCGUGAUUACAGUCCCCGAAAAGUUUGCAGAAAGAGGCUCGAGGACAUUUACCAUGCUUGUAGCCGUUGCUCUCAUUGCAGCAUUGGUUGCACUCUUAUUCCAGCUUUAUGUUCAAGGUUAUUUAGGUUCCAUAACACCAUCCUCCACCGUAACUGCUCCGUCGGCGACUCCCGAGGCAUCGACAUGA
This is a messenger RNA of Serendipita indica DSM 11827, 1146 nucleotides long. Lineage: Eukaryota; Fungi; Basidiomycota; Agaricomycetes; Sebacinales; Serendipitaceae. The record is from the annotation of a GenBank genome assembly.